Molecule: messenger RNA, 732 nt
Organism: Prorocentrum cordatum
Lineage: Eukaryota; Dinophyceae; Prorocentrales; Prorocentraceae
Source: the annotation of a GenBank genome assembly
AUGGCUUUCGCAGACAGCGACGUCCGCGCCAUGGUCUCUGCCGCAGGGCAGGGCGCUUUCGGCGGGAGCGGGAACGACAAGGUAGCUCAGUGGGUGCAGUUCUCCAUUGGGUCAGUGGAGCCCACUGAUUACGCAGAAGAGAAGAUGCGUGAUUUUGUCAUCAGUAGCUUGCAAGUGAACGCUGUUCCUUUCGACCAGGACCAAGAUGAGCAAUGGAAAAACUUCAAGCUCAAACCUGCCCACAUCACCUUGGCCCUCAAGGUCCAAACGAAGGCGAUGCGUGAGUUCCCGUCGGGCUGCCCGGGCUCCAGCAGCGCCGCGGACCAGACUGCCCAGGCCAUUGCAGAGUGGGCCAAGGUGCAAAACGCCAAGGCGGAGAAAGAAGCAAAGCGCGGGACGUUGAGCUUCAACUUGCAGGACAGGAUCGCUGAAGUGGGGCUCCGGUGCGUCCAAGGAGAUUUACUCCCGACAGAAGAGGCUCUUCUCCGAAUGGAGAAUCUCCCGUCGGCGAAGAUUGCCAGGGAUAAGGGCCGGAAAUGGGUGGGCUCCUCUGAGGGAGAAGAUCUGCUUGCGAACUUCCGCCCAGGCUUUUCGAAAACGCCUAAACUGGACGUCCUCGUGGGCAGCGGGACCAUCGGUGACAAAGUCACGGAAGCCCGGGAAGCGAAGCGGGCCCGCACCAUCGAGGAGCGGAUCGGCUUUAUGGGCUUCGCGAAUUUUCAUGAAGCGUAA